Molecule: messenger RNA, 1627 nt
Organism: Myxocyprinus asiaticus (Chinese sucker)
Lineage: Eukaryota; Metazoa; Chordata; Actinopteri; Cypriniformes; Catostomidae
Product: phenazine biosynthesis-like domain-containing protein
Exons: 9
Coding region: 1-852 (283 amino acids)
Biological process (GO): biosynthetic process
Cellular component (GO): cytoplasm
Molecular function (GO): isomerase activity
Source: RefSeq, a predicted model, not a curated record
AUGGAGAUUCCAAUAUUUAUUGUUGAUGCUUUUACCAAUGUACCUUUUAAGGGUAAUUCUGCUGCAGUAUGUCUUGUAGAGAAUGAACUGCAAGAUGAACUUUAUCAGAACAUUGCUGCUGAAAUGAAUUUAUCGGAGACUGCUUUUAUCACAAGACAGGAUUCUUUGGAUUUUUCCUCAGGAGCACGGUUUGGAUUGCGCUGGUUUUCCCCCCAAAAUGAGGUUGCACUUUGUGGACAUGCAACAUUGGCCUCAGCAGCAGUGCUGUUUUACCUUAAAAACAAUGCCAACCAUGUUGUGGUGUUUGAGACAAUGAGCGGGGAGCUAUUUGUGCGUCAACAUGGAGAAUCUCUAAUAAUGGACUUUCCCCUAAACAAACCAAAGCCUCAGGAUCAACAUGAAAUCAAGGAUCUUUUAAGGGCUGCUGUAGGAGGCUUACCCAUUCAUGAUGUGUACUACUGUGCAACUACAAAGAAGCUGAUGGUUCGUCUAGCUGACACAUGCAACAGGACUGAACUUACAUCUUUAAAGCCCAAAGCAGAAGCUCUGCUGAAAAAUGAGCCUACUGGGAAGAUUAGAAGUCUCAUUGUUACAUUAAAAGGAGCACAGCCUCCUUAUGACUUCUACUCUCGUGUCUUUGCACCCUGGAUUGGGGUCCCUGAGGAUCCAGUCACUGGGUCUGCACAUACAGUUCUUGCUGGAUACUGGUCUGAGAAACUGGGGAAAAAGAAAAUGUUGGCCUUCCAGUGUUCUGGUCGUGGAGGUGAGCUGGAGCUGGAGAUAAGAGAUGACGGUCGACUGGACAUCAGUGGUCGGGCGCAGAUCAUUUUUCAGGGAAUUCUCAAAAUUUAGACGAACUUGCACAAUUAACUUAUUGAAUUUGUUAAUAGUUUUGAUGGCAAUAAAAAGUGGAUUUAAGUGUCUACUGCCUGAUCUGAACUUGAAAUCGAAAUCAGUCAUCACACAUUAACUAUUACUUUAAUGUGCUGGAAUUUAUAAUACAAAAAUUAACAUUAAAAAUAACAUUAAUCAAGAAUACAAAUACAAACAUCAAUUAAAAACCACUUACUGCUUAUAAAAUGUACAUACAAAAACAUGACAUUAGAGGAAUAUAAUUACAGGAUUUACGGCAUUUAAAAAAGUGACAUGAGGUAGGAAUUGAUCAGGCAGAGACAAAGUAUAAUUUAAUCUGGAGUUAAAUAGUUUAUGGCCAAAUCCAGAAUUGAGGAAAGGUGUCAUUAUCAAAGAAGAGCUGUCACCAUUGCUUUUAACAUCUGGUAUGGCAUCCAGCAUUAAAACAAAAGGUCUACACAGUCUGAAGCAAGCAUAUGCUUACUUAUUUACUCAAGUUUUGUUCAAGUAAUAGGUUGUUUCAGAGCACCAUUGGUUUAUGUGAGGUAGUAUGCUUCAGACCAGGAGAGAACAUCAGAUCACAAGUGAACUGUGGGUAGUGCUUUAUGAGUGGCAGGAGGCAACUGUAAAAUGUUAAUUAAAUUAAGGAGAAUUAUAGUAAUCAAGUUUACUUCUAACAGUCUUUUCCUGAUGCUCAAGUUGUAGAGCAUUUCACUAGCAAUGCCAAGGUCAUCGGUUUGAUUCCCAGGGAACACAAAUACUGAUAAAACGGCAU